Messenger RNA from Caenorhabditis briggsae, 114 nucleotides. Lineage: Eukaryota; Metazoa; Nematoda; Chromadorea; Rhabditida; Rhabditidae. The transcript has a single exon. The coding region runs from base 1 to 114 and encodes 37 amino acids. The record is from RefSeq and is a predicted model, not a curated record.
AUGGCUACGUUCCAGCGUGUUAACAUGCCCGCGCAGUUCAUGACACCUUCACCUUCCACAUUGAACGACAUACAUUUGGCAUCUAACGACAGUGACAGCAGUACCAGCAGGUAA